Molecule: messenger RNA, 1803 nt
Organism: Jaminaea rosea
Lineage: Eukaryota; Fungi; Basidiomycota; Exobasidiomycetes; Microstromatales
Product: carboxypeptidase C
Exons: 2
Coding region: 42-1670 (542 amino acids)
Biological process (GO): proteolysis
Cellular component (GO): fungal-type vacuole
Molecular function (GO): serine-type carboxypeptidase activity
Source: RefSeq, a predicted model, not a curated record
CCGAAGAGAUCCACUGUGAUGCAGCUGGCAACCUGGUGUGGAUGGAUAAUGCGCAGCAGCAGCAGCAGCCCAUGGCUGAGCUGGGCAGGCCGGACUUUUCUUCCCACUCUCACCCUCAAGAUGUCCUCCAGGCCGAAGUAAUGGACGGCUUCAAGCACUUCGAAGAAGAAAUGACCGGCUCACUCACCCACCUCCUCGAGGCUUUUGAGGACAAAGUCCACUCUGCUACGCACGCGGCCAACGGCUGGCUCAAGGAAGCCGAGAGUGUUUGGGCCUCAGGCAUAGAGUACCAGCGCUUCACUCACGCCAGCUUCCCCAGCUAUGCACUACGCGUCGCAAAGGACGUCAACGGGACGGUGUGCGACCCAGAGGCCAAGAUGAUCAGCGGCUACCUCGACGUGGCCGAGGACAAGCACCUCUGGUUUGCCCUCUUCGAGUCGCGCUCCAACCCAGCCAAGGAUCCUCUGCAGCUUUGGCUCAACGGCGGGCCUGGCUGUUCUUCCUCGACCGGGCUACUCUUCGAGCUCGGACCCUGCCGUAUCGCCAACAAGGGCGAGUCUGUGGUGCCCAACCCGCACAGCUGGAACAACAAGGCCAACCUCCUCUUCCUCGAUCAACCCGUCAACGUCGGCUACUCCUACGGGGACGCGGACGUGAACAACACGCCCGCCGCAGCGGAAGACGUGUAUGCUUUCUUGCAGUUGUUCUUGCAGAAGUUUGACAAGUACAGCAAGUUGCCCUUCCACGUCAGCGGGGAGAGCUACGCUGGCACGUACAUCCCGCGCAUUGGGGCCGUGAUUCACGAGAAGAACACGCAGCUCGCCCAGCGCGCCGUCGCCGGUAACGGUGCCGUGCACGUCAAUCUGGACAGCCUCCUCAUCGGAAACGGCCUCACCGACCCGAAGGCGCAGUUUGGCUCCUCUCCAGACUUCAUGUGCGACAAGAACAUCAACCCCUACGCCCUCUUUAAGAACGACUCUUCCACGUGCACCUCGCUUCGCGCCAAAGCCAAGACCUGCACCAGCUUGAUUGACGCAUGCUACAAGUACGAGUCGCGCCUCACCUGCCUUCCCGCGGCCAUCCAGUGCUGGAGUGGGGUGUACGGCCCUGCUCAGGACUCGGGCAAGAACCUGUACGACCUCCGACGCGACUGCGAUCGCUCCCCUGACGCGGAUGGGCCGCUCUGCUAUCGCGAGAUGGAGUGGAUGGAGGUGUACAUGAACAAGCCAGAGGUAAAGAAGGCAUUUGGCGCGGAGAGGGACGUGCAGUUCCAGAGCUGCAACACCGACGUCAACCGCGCCUUCCUCCUACAAGGCGACGUGGCCCACGACUCAUCGAAGCAUCUCCCCGACCUCAUCGCCGCGGGCAUCCGAGUAGGCAUCUACGCGGGCAUGGCGGACCUGAUGUGCCACUGGUACGGAAAUGAGCAAUGGACCUCUUCGCUCGAGCACGCCUACUCCACCGAGUAUGCCAAGUCCCCCGAGAAGGAGUGGACCGACAAGCACAACCAGACGGUCGGGUCUGUGCGAAGUGCGGGGGCAGAGAAGGGCGGGUUUGGACAGUACGCCUGGAUCAAGAUUAGGGAGGCUGGGCAUAUGGUUCCCAUGGACCAGCCUGAGCUGGCCUUGAAGAUGGUCGAGGCUUGGAGGGAGGAUAAGGCGCUGGUCUAAGUGAGCAUUGCUCGCGAGCCCCUUUCCAGCUUGGAGCGCUCCUAGAGGGAGGAGGAGAUGUGAGGGGAAGUCGGAGCGCAAAAGUAAGCUCCGUGGCCUUUCCGUCUUUGCUCCUUGCCAUUCUGUGGCCUGC